CAGAUCAUCUGCAAUGAACCUGCAUCACUUCAGUAAAACUCUGGGUCUGCUGGUGGUCCUUCACUCUGCAGCUGUGGCCAAGGAUGAUGACGGCUGGUUAAUGAAGGCUCCCGCUGAGGUGAGGGGUAUCGAGGGUUACCCGGUGGUGCUGCCCUGCUCCUUCACCCACCCGCACCACACUCAUCCCUCAUCCAUGCAUGUGUCCUGGACUCUGGGUCACGGACGGGCCGCCACGCUGCUGUUCCGCUGCUCGAGCCUCAACAACAGCCAGCUGUGCCAGUCAAAACCCAACCAGGACCAGCGCUACCGCCUGGAGGGCAACCACCGAAACCACGACAUCUCACUGCGGGUCAACAGCCUGACCCUGAAGGACAGCGGCCGCUAUUACUGCCGUGUGGAGCUGCCGGGGCACCAGCAUACAAGCUUCGAGAACACACUGGGAACCCGUCUACGAGUGGAGGCUGCACCACGAAUCCUGAGUUUGUCAUCCGAGGGGAGCGAAUCAUCUGGCUUUAAAGCCGUGUGUGAGGUUCAGGGUUCCCCCCUUCCUGAUGUUCAAUGGAUUGCACCAAAUGGAGUUCUGGAUGGAGACGCUGCAUUCCCACUUUCUCAAGAGACUGCUGGACAAUACCGUGCUUCAAGCCAACUGCUGGAUGUUCAGCCUGGAGGACAGUACAUCUGUGCGGCUUCAAACUCUCUGGGGAAAGAUCAAGCCACGCUCUACCUUCUGUCCCCGAGCCCUGGGAAGUUAAGCGCAAAGAGCUCUUUAUCUGUCGUGGUGCUGCUUCUGGCUCUGGCACUCGCUACCAAACUGAUUUUGGCUCUGGGUGUGGGAGUUUGGCUGCUCAAGAAGACGUUUAGUGGAGCGGAGCACUGAAAAGACAAAACACUGGUCUUCAAAACUGUUUCUCAAGGUUUGUGUCUUGUUAAUAUGCAUUGCCUAAAAAUAAAACUUUCUCUUUUGAGAUGAGAUAUGAUUCUGACUCUGUCUGACCUGACAGGAUAAUAUAAUCCCUUACUGU
Molecule: messenger RNA, 1022 nt
Organism: Danio aesculapii
Lineage: Eukaryota; Metazoa; Chordata; Actinopteri; Cypriniformes; Danionidae
Product: V-set and Ig domain-containing protein
Exons: 3
Coding region: 14-877 (287 amino acids)
Biological process (GO): regulation of bone resorption; regulation of osteoclast development; regulation of actin cytoskeleton organization
Cellular component (GO): plasma membrane
Source: RefSeq, a predicted model, not a curated record